AUGCCUGCCGAAGCGGAGAAAGACGUUGUCUAUCAUACGGCCACCAAGUCAUCGUUACCCAUGAGCAGCGACGAUGGAACCCACACCAUGUCCAAGGAUGAGCGCGAGGUAGCUGAAGCAGCAGCUCGCUAUGGUUACGGUCCAUUGGCCCCAGGAAACACGCAUCAACUCAGGUCUUUUGCCGGCUCGUUUCACCCCGAAGCGUACCAGGGCCCAGCUCCCCGCCAAUUCGCCAAUCCUGCACCCCUCGGCUUGUGCGCUUUUGCUCUCACGACUUUUGUGCUUAGCCUUAUCAACAUGCAAACUCGAGGUACUCAUGCUCCCAACGUUGUCGUCGCGUCGGCCCUGGGGUAUGGUGGUCUCGUUCAGCUGCUUGCAGGCAUGUGGGAGAUGGCUGUUGGUAACACGUUUGGUGCUACCGCGUUAUCAUCGUACGGUGGGUUUUGGAUCUCUUAUGCGAUUAUCUUUACUCCGGGCGGUUUCGAGAUCGUGUCGAGUAUCACAAAAGUGGAUGGACUGUCGGGUGUAAACAGUACUGUUGGUUUCUGGCUCACGGGAUGGUUUAUAUUCACCACGAUAAUGCUUCUUUUGACGAUCAAGACCACUUGGGCCUUUUUUUCACUCUUCCUGUUCCUGGACUUGGCCUUCCUCAUGCUCGUAAUCGGCCAUUUUCAAGAGCCCACGCCGGGCCAACAAAACAUACCACUUAUCAAAGCUGGUGGUUUGUUUGGGCUGCUUGCCGCUUUCCUGGCGUGGUAUAAUGCCCUCGCAGGAAUUGCAACCGAGGCAAACAGUUUUAUCAGAUACCCUCUCGGGCCCUUGCCGUGGGCCAACUAUGGGCGUCCGAAAACUGAACGGGACUUGGUCUAG
Uncinocarpus reesii 1704 is the source of this 870-nucleotide messenger RNA. RefSeq lists its product as uncharacterized. Bases 1 to 870 code for a protein of 289 amino acids. Gene Ontology annotation, molecular function: acetate transmembrane transporter activity. Gene Ontology annotation, cellular component: plasma membrane. NCBI's taxonomy places the organism in Eukaryota, Fungi, Ascomycota, Eurotiomycetes, Onygenales, Onygenaceae. The record is from RefSeq and is a predicted model, not a curated record. The transcript is spliced from 3 exons.